GUGUGGGUUUUCUAAGGAAUAAUAUUUAUAGCCUUAGCUUUGUGCAGCAAAGUUUAUAGCACGUGUGAGUUUACAAUUUCAUUUUUAAAAGAAAUCUCUGACUCUCCAGAAGACAGCAAAAAAGGCAAGGGUUAGUCCACUCUCUAUCUAUCUCUCUCCCCCUCUCUCCCUCUCUCUCUCUCUCUCUCUCACACACACACACACACACACACACACACGCACACACACAUACACAGACAGACAUACACACACAUACAUACAUACACACACACACAGAUACACAUACACAUACACACACACACAUACACACACACACACACACACACACACACACACACACACACACACACACACAAAUUACCGACGCUCCUGUUUUUGAACAGUCUAAUCCGUAAACUAAAUUAAAGUACUGGCUGUGAUGAAGAUGCGUUCUUAAAAUUGUAACGAACCGCGAUGGAAGGACCAAACGGGUCUCACUUUGGGAUAGACACUAUUUUGGCCAACAGUUCCGGCAGCCCGGUGCUGAUCAACGGUGAUUAUCGUCACGGCGACAGCAGGACUUCAGAUUUUCGAAAUCAGGCCACCCCGUCUCCCAGCUCGGAGAUAGACACGGCGGGCACGGCUCCCCUUUCGCCCAUCUCCAUGGAGCACCAGGAACAACAUCUCGGGCCGGAGAAGCUUCACCAACAUCAGCAGCAAAGUUUGCAGCCGCCGCCGCCGCCGCCGCAGCAGCAACUCGCCGCCGGCGGCUCUGGUCCCAGGACUUCCACCUCUUCGUUUUUAAUCAAAGAUAUCUUGGGCGACAGCAAACCUCUGGCAGCCUGUGCCCCUUACAGUACCAGUGUCUCCUCACCCCAUACUCCGAAACCAGACGGAGAGUCCUUCCGGCAGAAGGUAGAUUCCGAAGAGACGAAGAACAAACUCGACAAACGAGAUGACACAGCAAGUGAUAACAUCAAAUGUAACGGAACAAAAGAAGAAGGCGACCGUGAAAUAACGAGUAGCCGGGAAAGUCCUCCCGUGCGGGCGAAGAAACCUCGGAAAGCAAGGACGGCCUUCUCGGACCACCAGCUCAACCAACUUGAGCGCAGUUUCGAGCGCCAGAAAUACCUGAGCGUGCAGGACCGCAUGGACUUGGCAGCGGCGCUCAACCUGACAGACACCCAGGUCAAAACCUGGUAUCAGAACAGGAGGACGAAGUGGAAAAGACAGACUGCUGUGGGGCUGGAGCUGCUGGCUGAGGCCGGAAAUUAUUCCGCUUUGCAGAGAAUGUUCCCGUCUCCCUAUUUCUACCAUCCAAGUUUGCUAACUAACAUGGACACAACGGCGGCGGCGGCUAUGUACAUGUACCGGACUCCACCGCCUCAUCCCGGACUGCAGCGGCCGCUGGUCCCGCGAGUUCUCAUCCACGGGCUCGGCCCGGCAGGACAGCCAGCACUCAACCCCCUGCCCAACCCUAUCUCCGGCACACCACACCCCCGGUGAGAAAUAGAGAGGGGGGGGCGAGAGGAAAGGAGGUGGAAAAAAAGAACCCACACACACACACGCACACACACAGACCGUGAAAAGCCGAAAAAAACGGACAUAAACGGACUCUGCUGUAAAGUAAGAGAAGAAAGGGUCGAGGGUAACGGACUUGGAACUUUGCACUGAUUUCUCGUGACCUUUUUAUCUGAACGUGGCAUGCACCAGAAUAGUGACAAGUGUACAUUUUGAGGACGGCGUAAUUUACGCGUAUUUAUUAUAUGUCGUCAGAGAAAUCCGGGUUGAAACUAUAUAAACAUUACUAAAGUACAAACAGGUUUUUUCCCUCAUUUUCAUUCAGCCUUUUCAAUCAAAUAAAUACUUAGAUCAAGUAAACUACUGUUUGAUUUAGUAGUUUGGUUUCUGUUUAUUUUAAAGAUGAUUGUGGAACAAAAUAAUUUAAAUGGAGUAAUUCUUUGCUAGUGCAGUAUAACCUGUAAUCAUUCUUUAUGGGAAUAGUGUUGCGACUGGAAGGACAUAAUUGGGCUGGGUAGUGAGAUGUGAUUAAACCGAGCGAGCCAAAUGGAAGAUAGCCAGCGAGGUGCCGAGCCUAAAUGAAAGUGAACUCUGCGG
Messenger RNA from Mobula hypostoma (lesser devil ray), 2097 nucleotides. RefSeq names its product BarH-like homeobox 2 (gene barhl2). The record is from RefSeq and is a predicted model, not a curated record. Lineage: Eukaryota; Metazoa; Chordata; Chondrichthyes; Myliobatiformes; Myliobatidae. The coding region runs from base 454 to 1485 and encodes 343 amino acids. The transcript is spliced from 3 exons. Gene Ontology annotation, biological process: regulation of transcription by RNA polymerase II. Gene Ontology annotation, molecular function: DNA-binding transcription factor activity, RNA polymerase II-specific; RNA polymerase II transcription regulatory region sequence-specific DNA binding. Gene Ontology annotation, cellular component: nucleus.